AUGUGCUCUUUAUCACUACGGCUUAUAUUGAUUCACAGGCCUGCUAUUAUUUAUCGAAGACAAAUUUCAUCACAUUUAAGAUGCUAUGCGAUCCCGGUUGGUAAAGAAAGCACAAAUGAUAAUAUUGAUCCGGAGCUUUUGAAACUCCUGCACUCAUAUCCAAUGCGUCGAGAUGCUUCUCCAUAUGAAGUGAUGGGAUUUGGAUCUGACCGGACUAUAAACACGUCUACAAUCAAGAAACGAUUUCAUAAACUUGCCCGUAUUUAUCAUCCGGAUUCCACCACUAUGGACGGAUGUUCGUUAUGCAAGCGUACAUUUUUUACGACUAAUAAUGGACAAAAAUCUGGAACCGAUAGGCUAACACAAGAGAUCAAGACAAAGAGGUUCAAAAAAAUAAUGGUGGCUUAUGCUCUACUUAAAAAUCCACUAACAAGAUCAAAUUAUGACAAUUAUCAAGUUGGCUGGGAAGAUAAUUCUCGUACGGUUGAUCAGUCGAAUCCGAACUUUCACAGUCCAAACAAGGUUUACUACGAUCAUAUGUACGAAAGAUAUAGAAGAUAUGGCCACAGUAGGACAGGAACAUGGGAAGACCAUUGGGAUCCUUAUGAUAGGGCUCAUGAAUUUAGGGAUGAUAGUACAACAUGGGAAGCUGGAGGGGGGACAUUUGGUGAACAGUUUCGGAAAAAUAGGACUAGCAUUCUAAUCUCAAUUGCACUCUUUUUGAGUGCUUAUGGAGCCCUUCAAGCAAUACAUACGUAUUUAUUUGACGAUUUGAUAGGUGAGGACUAUACACAAACAUACUCUUCAGAUGAAAUCGAUGAAGAGUGCAAGGCAAACUUAGUUAAUGCACAUGUUAAUUUUGGUUUUAGGGAUACAAAAGAAGAUAGAAUUAACCGUUUUCUAUGGUUCAGGGAGAUCAGUAUGCUUCUUAGAAUUGGGGAUUUUCGACAGGUCAUGAAUUACAUGAAGAGAAAAGAUUUACUGAGAGAGGAUGAAAAGACAGGUCAGGUACUUCUAGUUAAGUAUAACAACAAUGAAUUAAUGAAUCAGAAGGAGGCACACAAAAAACCUUGUCAUGAGUCCUACGGAACAUCACGGACACAGUCACACUCUUCGUCUGCAGAAUAG
Brettanomyces bruxellensis is the source of this 1128-nucleotide messenger RNA. RefSeq lists its product as uncharacterized. The record is from RefSeq and is a predicted model, not a curated record. The transcript has a single exon. The coding region runs from base 1 to 1128 and encodes 375 amino acids. Lineage: Eukaryota; Fungi; Ascomycota; Pichiomycetes; Pichiales; Pichiaceae.